This is a messenger RNA of Gilbertella persicaria, 1185 nucleotides long. Its product is annotated as acyl-CoA N-acyltransferase. Gene Ontology annotation, biological process: subtelomeric heterochromatin formation. The coding region runs from base 1 to 1185 and encodes 394 amino acids. Gene Ontology annotation, molecular function: histone H4 acetyltransferase activity; histone binding. Gene Ontology annotation, cellular component: nucleus. The transcript has 6 exons. Lineage: Eukaryota; Fungi; Mucoromycota; Mucoromycetes; Mucorales; Choanephoraceae. The record is from RefSeq and is a predicted model, not a curated record.
AUGGAACCUGAAAUUCAACCUCAUCCUGCAGCAGCUACUGUGGUCGACUUUUCUGAUUGGGCUUGCAAUACAAACGAGUGUACUCAAAUAAGCCUAGUUGAACCACAACGGGGUGAUAGUGAUUCUUUAGCACCUGUUCAUUCAACUACAUUUCACCCAGACUUUACAUAUCCUAUCUUUGGUGAUCAUGAAACUGCAUUUGGCUAUAAAGACCUUUCCAUUCAGAUCAAAUACACGUCUGGCUCUUUACGACCAUAUCUAAAGAUACAUUAUUCACAAAAAUAUCCUUCUUUGGCUUCUGCCAAUGCCGACGACCUAUCAAAAACACUUUCAGAACAUUUACCCGCUCACUACUUGACAAAUGAAGAUCAAUUUAUAAGUACUGUCAAGCACGAUUAUGAAACAUUUAGACCUUUGGGUGAAAAAGUCCAAGAAUACACUCGAGAAUCCAAUGAUGGCACAAUGGAAUAUUUUGAAAUAUACAAGAACUCUUUUUCAAACGAGAAGUUUAGAGAAUACCAUGCUCGUAUGCAACUGUUUGUCUUGUUAUUUGUUGAAGGCAUGAGUUAUAUAGAGGACGAUGAUCAAAAAUGGGAAAUUUAUACAGUAUACAAGCGUGAAAAAGCAAGCGAAUCGUUUGCUUAUCAUUUUGUGGGUUAUUGUACUACUUAUCCAUUUUAUUGUUGGCCAGAAAAUACAAGAAUGAGAAUAAGUCAAUUCUUGAUAUUGCCACCCUAUAAAAAGAAGGGACAUGGAAGUAAACUUUAUCAAACAAUCUAUGAACUCUUUAGAUCAAGAACAGAGAUAUGCGAAAUUACAGUAGAGGAUCCUAAUGAAGAAUUCUCAGAUAUGAGAGAUAAAAAUGACAUUCGAUAUUUGUUGGAACACGAAGCUUUUAAGGGACUCAAGGCACCUGUAUCAGCAGAAAAGAUUGAACAAUUAUGUAGCAUAUUUAAAUUGACCAAUCGACAAACUCAGCGUUGUAUUGAAAUGUACUUGUUAUCCAACGUAAACAAGUUGAAUGAAGAAGAAUAUAAAGCAUACAGACUGCAAGUGAAAAAGCGUCUUUAUUCUUUUAAUUUUGAUGUUCUUCGAGAAAUGGAAGAAGAAGAACGAAAAGACAAGCUUCACCAGACAUACUUAGCAGUUGAAGAAGAUUAUCAUCGAUUACUGGAAAUUAUUUAA